Molecule: messenger RNA, 2698 nt
Organism: Babjeviella inositovora NRRL Y-12698
Lineage: Eukaryota; Fungi; Ascomycota; Pichiomycetes; Serinales
Gene: CTA7
Product: Cta7p
Exons: 1
Coding region: 251-2536 (761 amino acids)
Biological process (GO): positive regulation of transcription by RNA polymerase II; DNA-templated transcription
Cellular component (GO): nucleus
Molecular function (GO): zinc ion binding; sequence-specific DNA binding; DNA-binding transcription factor activity, RNA polymerase II-specific
Source: RefSeq, a predicted model, not a curated record
CUCUCUUCGCUUUCUUCUACUCUUCGAAUGUACUGCGUCUACACAGCUCCUGGCCCUUCCUGUUAAGUAGCUCUCACCACGCCUAAGUCUUUACAUCCGGACCAGUCUACCUACAACUGACGGCUUCUGCUUAUCAAGAGGUAUUACUCCCCCCAAAUCACCCCACUAUCUCGAUCUUGGCUUCAUAUUUAGAUCCCUGUUUGGUUUCAUACAUCAAUUGACAAGUUUGCACAUCGUUUGAGCCCCCACUAUGAGUUCAAGUUCCUAUUACCAGUCAGGAAUCCCCCACUUGCUAAACCAGCAAGACGUGUCCAUGGCGCAAAACCAACACCUCGUGUCGCUGCCGAGCCUGCCGCGUGCGCACGCGCCCGACGACUCGCGCAAACGCACGCUCCCGCUGUUCCGUGCGGUUCAGCGUUCCAAGCAGCGCGUACGCGUAAACACCGCGUGCGACCGCUGCCGCACGCAAAAGGUGAAGUGUUCAGGCGAGCAGCCGUGUGGCACGUGUGCACGCCUCGGCAAGGUCUGCGAGUUCAACCCGGUAGGUGUGGUGUUGCCGCCAAUCCGCAGCGAAACGUCCCCUGCCUCAAUCACACCUAAUCCCGGCACCGUGGGAACUCCAGCCACCGCUGCCUACGUCUUGGAGUUGGAAACCAAAGUCAAAUAUCUUGAGUCUCUCUUGCUCAAGCAAUCACCACGUCAGGCGAGUAAUAGCGACGACGUUCGUGUGGAUGAUACUUGCUAUCUCUAUUCUAAAAACAAGUGGCGAUUGCACCGUCGGUACCAGAACGUGCUUACAAACAAGCUCGGCGCGGAACUCUUCAAACAACUCUCGCCCGAGUCCCAGGCAGGCGUAAUCCCACCGCGCGUCCAGUUUUACGGCUGGAACAUGUCGGGGCUGCACUACCUCAAGCAGACAUCGCUCCCUGCCUUCACGGACUUGAUUCGCGACCGCACGGUGGAGCGCGAGCUCCUCGACUACUUCUUUCGCGAAAUCAACCUGUUGUUUGCAAUCGUGCACGAAUCAGUGUUCCGAGAGCAAUACGCAAAGUACGUUGCAGACAGUGGUGACGCGCGCGCAAGCAACCAGACGCGUCUCUUUGCAGCGAUUUUGUAUCUUAUAUUCCCGCUUGCGAUGCGUUUUCACGAGUUCCAGCUCGCCGACCAGCCGUCGCCGUACCGUGCGGGCUUGGAGGAGGCGUUGUUCGAGGCCGGGUUUGCUGUCAUCCAGAAGCUCUCCUUUGAGUGGGAGUCCUUCGAGCUUAUCCAAUCGUGGUUCCUCAUAUUUGUCUACCUCCGCGUGCUGCAUCGCCAGACGUCGCUGAUCCACGCCUUGGGCAACGCCGUGAGCAUGAGUCGCAGCAUGUCCAUCAACUACCGCCUGUCGUCGCGCAAGCCGUACAAUAACAUGAAGGCACGGCGUAUUUUUUGGUGUAUCUAUACAUGGGACAAACUCAAUGGCUUACAGAGUGGCAGGCACUACACGUUCAAGGAUGACUGGGACAUCCACUUGGAGUUCCCAACGAUGGACUUUGAGCGCGAGAACGACGGCUGGUUGACAUGGCCUGCGCUUGCGAUGUGCCACCUCGCCCAGAUUGCGGGCCACAUCCAGACUUUCAAGUCUGCGUCCUUGAGCUACACCGAGGUCCAGGCACUCAGCCUCGACCUCCAGCUGUGGCACGAUACCUAUGCCAUCCGCGACGACACGCUCUUUGAUGAUCCUUCGGGCAUUGCGCCUGCGGUACGUGCCCAAGUCAAGCUCCACUACUACGACGUUGUCAUCCAAUUGCACAUCCGUAAGCUCUUCAACUAUGUGGGCAUGAGUGUUGCGUGUCCCGGACUUUCGGUCGAGCACUUGCUCACGGCGUGCGCGGGCUCGAUGGACAUAUUUGCGGUGCUCGAGGCGAACGGCGCCCUCACCGUUCCGUGGUUCCUCACGAUGCUCCUUUUAUUCCAGAUCGGGAUUGUGUCGAUUAUCUUGAUUAACGCGGGCUUGCACCUUCCGCAGUGCAACAGCAACUUAUCAGAGGUGAUCCGCGUGAUGACGCGAUUGCGCGGCGCCGCAAACGACGGUGCCGUACCAAAGUACCGUUUCGAGAUGACCAGUGAGUGCCUCUGGGCGUUGAAGAUGCUCAAUCACAUGGUGUGUCUCCGUUUGCAAGAGAGUAUCCACCAGUUGAAGUAUAUCGGAAUCGAUCACGGUUCUGAUGAGGUCAACUCUGCGCGCUUCAGUCAGUUUGAGGUAUUGCAGAGGGUGGAUGCCCAUAAGAGCGUUCCAGACCGAAUGCUGUUCGAUUCAAAUGACCAAUCAGAGGGACUUCAGGCAGAAGGACCUUCGUUUGCAUAUUCGAAUGAGCGGGCUAACGGCGAUCGUAGUGUCACACCGUACGACCCCGACGAGGUCUCACGGCAGUUGAGUGGCGCCUUGGAUAGCUUGAUCAAGGGUGAAGGCAAGGACUUUGCUGCAGAUAGUUUGUUUGGCAACUUGCAAUGGUUUGACCAGACCCCGUGGAACUUUGAAUUCAACAAUGACUAGCGAGAUGCGCUGCAAAGAAAUGCAAUGUUUGGCGACGCUAGGGGCCAUUUCGGCCUACCAGUAUUAUCGUUCAAACCCCGUGAUGCUCACACUCAGUAAUGUGUAUUAAAAUUAGAUUAGAUUAACCUAGAUUUAUAUAUGAGUAUCAAUAUAUUUGUCUCG